CGUGCGUGAGGGCUCCUAGAGCCAGCAUUCUUCCUACCCUGGUCUUCUUCCUACUCUUGACACGACGAAGACCGCUCUUAGGCCACAGCUCGCUUACCAGUACUCGCCUUUUCCUUCGAGGAUCCAAGGGAAAUCUUGAUCGCACAGUUGUCGCACAGGGACAAAUUUGAAGUAUGGGAUCUCAGGAGCAACGUCCUUACUUCGAGACCGUCACGUCAUUCGCCGACGUCCCUAUCACGGAUGAUGGCGUCGUCACCCGACCGUUUCUCGAAGCCUCCGACGGCCUUGUCAAGCUUUUUGAUCUUCUCGGGUCGGGUUUAUGGGCCUUUGUCCAAAAUGACAUAAAAUCCAACAUCAGUGGGGUUCGUGAUCGCUUCGAGGGCAACGAGCCCCGUUCUGGUACACUUGAGGAACUGGUCCUUGCAGAGGCAGCGGAUGGACAUCGUUAUGCUACGCAGUGUCUCGUUCGCCUCGUGCGAGGGCUGACGUUCCUCUGCCGCGCUCUGCAACACAUGCAGGCUGAGCAGUCGCUUGAGAUGCAUGCCUGUUUCAAGAGAGCCUACGAUGAGGUGCUCCGGCACCAACAUGGCUUCGUCGUCCGUUCGCUCGCGAUGGUCGCAGUCCGAGCCGCACCUGCCCGGUCUGACUUCAUCGGCCGUGUCUCUCAAGGCAGUUCUGGCGAAACCUUCGAUCGAGAGCUCAAUAGAUGGCUCUCUGGUCUCGCUGAGAUCGCUCAGCAUACGCGAAGUUUCCUUGAGCAAGGCGGGCACGGAAAGGUUUAAGGCCUGGCUGCUCGGAGAUACCAUACACCAUGAGAAUCGAGACCUAUUUAUCAGCCGACCCUCGUCUGCAGACAUUGUCUUUUAGGGACCACGUGUUGUUCCAUUCGGACUGCGGAAACUUCCAACGCUGUUAUUUAUCCUUUACGCACCCAUAUCCAUAUCAGCAUAAACAUCUUACCUCAUGUAUACCACAACGCCGGAUUCUAACAACAGACGCAUAUAUUCG
Molecule: messenger RNA, 1008 nt
Organism: Coniophora puteana RWD-64-598 SS2
Lineage: Eukaryota; Fungi; Basidiomycota; Agaricomycetes; Boletales; Coniophoraceae
Product: glycolipid transfer protein
Exons: 7
Coding region: 174-782 (202 amino acids)
Biological process (GO): ceramide transport; intermembrane lipid transfer
Cellular component (GO): cytosol; cytoplasm; membrane
Molecular function (GO): ceramide 1-phosphate binding; ceramide 1-phosphate transfer activity
Source: RefSeq, a predicted model, not a curated record